AUGGUCUACUGUGGGAAAGCCUCUCAGGGCUGCCAGAAUUGUCGCGUGCGACGUAUCAAGUGUGACAAAAUCAAACCGGAAUGCUCACAAUGUAUUCGGGUUGGGAAAAAGUGCCCUGGUUAUCGUGACCAGCUCUCCCUCAUGUUUCGAGACGAGAGCAGCAAGGUGAUACAAAAAGCACAUGCGCAAUGGGGUGUUGGCGAACCCUCUGAGGGUUUAUCAACACAAACAUCCUCCAGCUCUCUGGCUUCCUCUUAUUCGUCCAACAGCUCUACACAGGCUUCUUCGGUUUCUGCUUCUUCCUCUAUAACGUCUCUACAUAGCUAUCCUGGUCCCGCAGCGAUAGCAUCCUCCUACAAAUUAUUCAGGGAUGGCUGGCCAACAUCUCCUGAUUCAACUACGAGCCAGCAAACACCAUCGCCAGCCCCUCGAUCUCCCGCUUCGUCUUUAUAUCAUACAACCUCAAAUGCUUCUACGGGACAACGUAUCGUUAUACGGCCACCAAGGCUUUCACCGCCAAUCGACCCAAGUCUCGAGGAGCAGGGCGUUCAGUUCUAUGUCAACCGUUACCUGAUAGGCCAUCCAGAUGAGCCUAGGUCCCCCGGCGACUUGUCACACACGGAAUGGCUAUGGGACCCUGCUGUUCAAGACGUGAUGGCCGCAGUUGGCCUCGCUAGCCUUUCCAAUCUCAAAGACGAUCCCAGCAUGAUGACGAUAGCCCGUCAACGAUAUGGGUUGGCUUUGCGCCAGACUGGUCGCCUCGUACAGACCUCGAGCAUGCCGGAUUUUGAGGUCACGAUGCGUUCCGUCGUCAUGCUUGCCAUGUUCGAGGUUUGUGCCCCGACCCCUAAUGCUAGCCAACACACCCGCAUGCUUGUCAAAGGAGCUUAUCAAGGACUAGGGCACGUUCAUGCGCAUGUUAUGGGCGGGCUUGCUCUGUUGCGACGAUGGCUACCUAUGCCAGCGGCCGCUUUCCUCGGUGUUCGUGCCAUGGUACAGAUGUCUUAUUCUCUUUUUAUACCUGCUCACAUGUCCGCAACACCUCUGCCGGACCCCCUGUUCGAAUGGAUUUCGUUUGCAAGAACCCUCCUCGACCCAGUCGACCAUCCUGCUACCGAUCUCGGCCCUUUGAUUGGGCGGUUCAUUCAGGUCUCAACGUACAUAAAGACCCAUGCUCUGGUCGACGGUCGUUCCAUCACAGUGUCCACCCUGAAGCAAUUAUUAGAUAUCGACGAGUCAUUCCUUGGUUGGGAACGAAACCUUGGGCCUACUUGGCGAUUUCGCGAAGACAAAGCGGAGCACCUACCGGCCGCUGCGGUAUUCGAUGGCGCGUGUCAUGUCUAUUUCGACAUGUUUGUUGCACGAAUGUAUGGACAUUACCGAUGGGCGCGGACUCUCUUGAAUCAGACAAUUAUCGAAUUCAUCAAGGCGUACCCUAAAUCCAGCGCGCCCUUGAUCUCGUUGGGCUGA
Fusarium verticillioides 7600 is the source of this 1470-nucleotide messenger RNA. RefSeq lists its product as hypothetical. The record is from RefSeq and is a predicted model, not a curated record. The coding region runs from base 1 to 1470 and encodes 489 amino acids. The transcript is spliced from 4 exons. Gene Ontology annotation, molecular function: DNA-binding transcription factor activity, RNA polymerase II-specific; zinc ion binding. Lineage: Eukaryota; Fungi; Ascomycota; Sordariomycetes; Hypocreales; Nectriaceae. Gene Ontology annotation, biological process: regulation of DNA-templated transcription.